Molecule: messenger RNA, 647 nt
Organism: Rubroshorea leprosula
Lineage: Eukaryota; Viridiplantae; Streptophyta; Magnoliopsida; Malvales; Dipterocarpaceae
Source: the annotation of a GenBank genome assembly
AUUCUCCUUAACCUUUCAGCAAAUUCUUCACUACUAGUGCAGGUUCUCCAAUGGAAAAUUCGACGGUGGUUCUCCCAACAAGAGCUCUUAAACCAGAUGGGAUUGCCUCGGGCAGGGUCAGUGCCUCCAACCAGCACUUUGUUCAUCUUAUGCCCAGGAUUCCACGAAAUCAGAAGUCACGACCGUUUGUGGCUAGGGAUAUGCAGGGGCGCCGCAUUUAUCACCUUGAGUACAAGAGGCGGAUGGUGGGGCUCCGUCGGAAGCAAACAAUUACUGGUUUAAGACGCUUCUUUCGAGAGCAUGGUUUGCAACCUGGGGAUCGAAUUACUUUGUACAAGGAGGAGGGCAACGAGAUGAUAUUGAUGGGACAACUCAUCUCUCCACUCUAUGUGAUCCACUUUGAGAGGCUUAACGAAGUUGCAGCCGGUGAAGAUCCCGCUCCGUUGCGGGCUGGUGAUGAUCAUGCUCCUUGAGGAUUAACGAAGGUGUUUUCUGGUAGAUGUUUUUUUUUUCUUUUUUUUUUCUUUUUUGGUUUUUUUCACGCCUUGCUGUUGUGGUUUUUCAAUAAAUGUAAUUCUCUGGCCUAAGACGCUUCUUUCAAGAGCAUGGCUUGCAAUCUGGGGAUCUAAUAACUUUGUACAAGGAGG